GGGCCUCGCGGGGCGAAAGGACAACAACAACCCGCACCCCCCCCCCCCCCCAACCCCCACACCUUACCCCCCUCCCCCUCGGGGGGACAGAGACAGAGACAGAGACAGAGGGGGCGGCAGCAGGAACCGCCGUGAAGGGAAGGUGAAAUGUCCCUGUACGAUGAUUUGGGGGUUGAGACCAGCGACUCAAAGACAGAGGGCUGGUCAAAAAAUUUCAAACUCCUUCAGUCUCAGCUGCAGGUGAAGAAAGCUACGCUUACACAAGCGAAGACCCAGCGCUCAAAGCAGAGCACAGUUUUAGCUCCAGUUAUAGACCUCAAACGAGGCACCUCUGGGGAUGACAGGCAGAUCGUUGACACACCACCUCAUAUAGCAUCUGGCUUAAAGGAUCCAGUACCAAGUGGAUUCUCUACAGGAGAGGUUUUGAUCCCAUUGGCUGAUGAGUAUGACCCCAUGUACCCAAAUGACUAUGAGAAAGUUGUGAAACGACAGCGCGAGGACAGACAACGACAGCGUGAGCUGGAACGGCAGAAAGAAAUUGAAGAAAGGGAAAAACGAAGGAAGGAAAGACAUGAACAACCUAGUGGGUUUUCGAGAAGACCGGAUCCAGAGUCAGAUGAAGAUGAUGAUGAAAGAGAAAAAGAAAGGAGAAAAAGAAGUAUGGGAGGAGCAGCAAUUGCCCCACCUUCAUCACUUGUCGAAAAGGACAAAGAACUUAUUCCACCUUUCCAGUAUGAGGAUGAAUCCAGAUCUCGAAGUGCACCGAGCAAGGCUGCAAUUCCCCCUCCAAUUUAUGAAGAACCUGAGAGACCACGAUCCCCACCUGGUCCCACCAACUCUUUCAUUGCAAAUAUGGGAGGCACAGUGGCACACAAAAUUAUGCAGAAAUAUGGCUUCCGCGAAGGCCAAGGCCUAGGGAAGCACGAACAAGGGUUGAGCACUGCACUGUCAGUGGAGAAGACAAGCAAACGAGGAGGAAAGAUUAUUGUCGGCGACAGUGCAGAAAAAGUAGAAAUGCCUGCCACCACCAAGAAAUCAGAAGCAAACCCAUUGACGGAGAUCUUGAAAAAUCCCACAAAAGUGGUCUUAUUACGGAACAUGGUGGGGGCUGGAGAAGUCGAUGAUGACCUGGAAGGUGAAACCAAGGAAGAGUGUGAAAAGUAUGGAAAAGUGUCCAAAUGUGUCAUAUUCGAGAUUCCUGGGGCGCCGGAUGAUGAGGCAGUCAGGAUAUUUGUCGAAUUUGAGAGGGUAGAAUCUGCAAUUAAAGCUGUUGUUGACCUGAAUACAAGAUACUUUGGUGGCAGAGUGGUGAAGGCGUGUUUCUACAAUCUGGAUAAAUUCCGCCAGCUGGAUCUUGGUGAUCUUUUCUAAAGACAUGAAUUGAAAACGUUACAUCACAACAACAUUCUGCAUACAGUGUAAACACCCCCUAGGUGUGCAGUUGUGAAGGAUCGGAAGAAGAAUUAAUUCUGAAAUGAUACGACCAUCUUUAAUUGUAGCUGGCGUUAUAUUUUUCCUUUCUUCACGUCUUCAAGACAAGAUCUUGUUUCUUCCCAUGGAUGCACAGAGAGAUGGGUUUAACAUCAAAAGUCACUCAGAAUUUCUGUUCGCUGGCCAGUGUGACAUGUUUCCAAUAUGCUCAUUUCCUUUUGAUUGGGAGGACACUAGAGUUACUUUGUAGAAUUUUCCAUCAGAAUUUACUUUGACUGUCAAAGAUUCUAGAGUUUACUUUUGCCAGUUUCACUUGACUAAUGGUUGGAUGGUGACCUGAUCCAUAAACAAGUUGUAUUUUUAGAAAAUAUUUUCUUGCAUCAGCUUGAACUCUUGCGGAUCUUGUUGAAGUUGGUGGUGAUGAUGGAGACAUUAUUAUUCUACCUGUUCAGUCACUCCUUCCCUUCAGUGACUAUUACUUGUGACAGAACUUGUAAAAUGUUAGACUUAUUCAGCUUUCAGUGAAAUGAUAUGAUUCUGAAGAAAAUAAUUAUACUGGAACUAUUAUUUGAUUACACAGUGUGCUCAUAAAAUAUCAGUAUCCAGUUGGAGGCAUUGCAGUUUCUUGCUUAGUUGUCAUUAUUUCUUUUUUUAAUUUCAGAAUUCAUUGAUGAGAAGCAAGCUAGUGGCAGAAAAUCUUAAAUGAUUGGAAUAAUUUCUGUAAAUUACGUUGUGUUUUAGCUAUGACUGUUUGGAUCUUCAGCUUUAUAAAGGGGUUAUGAUGAA
Stegostoma tigrinum is the source of this 2217-nucleotide messenger RNA. RefSeq names its product RNA binding motif protein 17 (gene rbm17). Gene Ontology annotation, molecular function: RNA binding. Gene Ontology annotation, cellular component: precatalytic spliceosome. The coding region runs from base 148 to 1371 and encodes 407 amino acids. Gene Ontology annotation, biological process: mRNA cis splicing, via spliceosome; alternative mRNA splicing, via spliceosome. Lineage: Eukaryota; Metazoa; Chordata; Chondrichthyes; Orectolobiformes; Stegostomatidae. The record is from RefSeq and is a predicted model, not a curated record. The transcript has 12 exons.